This is a messenger RNA of Monoraphidium neglectum, 432 nucleotides long. RefSeq lists its product as hypothetical. The record is from RefSeq and is a predicted model, not a curated record. The transcript has a single exon. The coding region runs from base 1 to 432 and encodes 143 amino acids. Lineage: Eukaryota; Viridiplantae; Chlorophyta; Chlorophyceae; Sphaeropleales; Selenastraceae.
AUGGCAGCGUCCGGAUCGCCGGACUACGCUGCAGCAGAGCGCGCCCAGCAGCAGCAGCAGCCGGCUGCCGCUUGCUCGGAAGAGCAGGCUCUUCUGCUCCUCAGCCGCCUGCAGCUGCCGGUGGGCGGCCAACCCAACAACCUCCCCGCUGGAGGCGUGCGCCACGUCCCCGCCGUCGCGGCCGCGGCCACGGCCGGCGCGGCGCCCGCCGCUGGCAACCCUGCAGGGGACGUGCGGCAGCCGCCGCUCCCCAUGGCGGCGAGCGGCGGCCUGGUGCCGUCAGAGCUGAGGGUUGAGUAUGAGAAGCGGGUGGAGGCGGUGCGGGAGGCGCUGGCUGAGCUGCGGCGCUUCGAGUUGAUGCAUGUCGAUGGGGGCGCAGGGGACCUGGUGGCAGCAACGGCGCCCGGCGGCGGCGACGGCGGCGGCAUGUGA